Molecule: messenger RNA, 411 nt
Organism: Lodderomyces oxycetoniae
Lineage: Eukaryota; Fungi; Ascomycota; Pichiomycetes; Serinales; Debaryomycetaceae
Gene: HHT1
Product: Hht1p
Exons: 1
Coding region: 1-411 (136 amino acids)
Biological process (GO): rRNA transcription
Cellular component (GO): nucleus; nucleosome
Molecular function (GO): structural constituent of chromatin; DNA binding; protein heterodimerization activity
Source: RefSeq, a predicted model, not a curated record
AUGGCUAGAACUAAACAAACAGCAAGAAAGUCUACUGGUGGUAAGGCACCAAGAAAACAGUUGGCAUCAAAAGCCGCUAGAAAAUCAGCACCAGUUUCAGGAGGUGUUAAGAAACCACACAGAUAUAAACCAGGUACCGUUGCCUUGAGAGAAAUUAGAAGAUUCCAAAAAUCCACUGAGUUAUUGAUCAGAAAGUUGCCUUUCCAGAGAUUAGUCAGAGAAAUUGCUCAAGAUUUCAAAUCAGAUUUGAGGUUCCAGUCGAGUGCUAUUGGUGCUUUGCAAGAAGCCGUUGAAGCUUACUUGGUUGGAUUAUUUGAAGACACUAACUUAUGUGCUAUUCACGCAAAGAGAGUUACCAUCCAAAAGAAGGAUAUUCAACUUGCAAGAAGAUUAAGAGGUGAGAGAACUUAA